GGUCAAACAAUCGUGACUUUAUAGGCCUACGAGCGCCUCGACGGAUCCGCGGUGUCAGAGAGGGAACGAGAGCACAUGAGAAAAAGCGGGUGGAGUAGACCGAAUCAGACGUUACAGCAGUCGUAAUAUAUCAACGGUGCGCAAAUAUGCAAGCAAAUGAUGGCCUGGAUUUCGAGGGAAGGGCACACGUGAGAGUCGAAGGAGUGUCUAGGGUGGCAGCGGAUGCUCAAGACCGACGUGAGGGGCCACAAAGCCCUGGUAUGACGACAGGGCGCCUCGGGACGGUCGUGAAGAUUCCAAGUUUGGAAAGAACGGGAAUGUACGCGAUCACAUGGCUCACCGAUGGCUGGCGUUGUGCGGCUCAACAAGGUCAGAGCACGGGACGAGGCCACGCUGGGGUCAACCCACCGCAUAUGCAUUGACGCCCAGUGGAGAUAGAGUUACAUGAACGGCUCGAGGGCGCCAGCACAAACUCUAACGUUUCCUCGCCUCCACCACACGGCGCGAAGGUGCUGAAGCUUGACUGUGAUCCUCCCUAGUCGGCCUCCUUUGCGAUCUCCGAAGCGACAGGAAACGUAGGCUUGCCUGCCUUGUUACGCACCUUAUCCGAAACUGGCAGCGUGAUCUAUCGCGCAAGGUAGAUGCCAGGAGUCGCUAAUCGAUCGGGAGAGAUGAUGGCCGUGUGUGGACCGCGCCUUAGAGAUGCGGAGAAAAUCAAUAACAUUGUACCAGCUUUGCCUGUUUUGAAGUAAUGCCUGUCGACAACUGGACAUCGUUCAACGUCG
This is a messenger RNA of Heterobasidion irregulare TC 32-1, 785 nucleotides long. RefSeq lists its product as uncharacterized. The record is from RefSeq and is a predicted model, not a curated record. The coding region runs from base 147 to 422 and encodes 91 amino acids. The transcript is spliced from 2 exons. Lineage: Eukaryota; Fungi; Basidiomycota; Agaricomycetes; Russulales; Bondarzewiaceae.